AUGAAUUUUUUCGAUAAACUUAAAGGUGAACUCAACUUAGGCGAGGAAGAGUUAAAUAAAAAAACUAUUCAAAUAAGGUUAUUCUACCCAAAUACCUUGGAAUUAAAUAGUAAUUCAACAAAAUUAAUAGAUAAUUUCAUAGUUAAUGGUACUCUUAACAUUGUCAGAAGACAAAAGGGUAUAACAGUAUUCGGUAGAAUACUAAAAGAAAAUUCACAUUAUUACACGAGUGUUACAGCACUUUCAAGUAUGAAGAUUUCCCACUGCAAAAAUUCAUACUUUACACCCCAGGAUAUCACUAUGUCCACUUUUACACAUUUACAAAAAACAUAA
Dictyostelium discoideum AX4 is the source of this 333-nucleotide messenger RNA. RefSeq lists its product as hypothetical. NCBI's taxonomy places the organism in Eukaryota, Evosea, Eumycetozoa, Dictyosteliales, Dictyosteliaceae. The record is from RefSeq and is a predicted model, not a curated record. The transcript has a single exon. Bases 1 to 333 code for a protein of 110 amino acids.